Molecule: messenger RNA, 2208 nt
Organism: Lizanozyma spartinae
Lineage: Eukaryota; Fungi; Ascomycota; Pichiomycetes; Serinales; Debaryomycetaceae
Gene: THS1
Product: threonine--tRNA ligase
Exons: 1
Coding region: 1-2208 (735 amino acids)
Biological process (GO): threonyl-tRNA aminoacylation
Cellular component (GO): cytoplasm
Molecular function (GO): ATP binding; threonine-tRNA ligase activity
Source: RefSeq, a predicted model, not a curated record
AUGUCUGUCGAGAAGAAAGUCGAGGAGUUGUCAUUGAAGGACGCUCCAGUGGACAAGGCUCCUGCAGUUGCUACUAAGGCUGCUCCCAAAAAGGAGAAGAAGCAAAAGGCUGCUGCUCAAACUGGUGACGAUAAGAGACCUUUAUAUGCCACCCCACAACCCGAAUUCAUUGACUUUAGAGUCAAGAUGUUCGAUGAGUUGAGAGAGAAGUAUGAUGCUGAGUUGAAGACCAAAGAACACGUUCCUAUCAACAUUACUUUGAAGGAUGGUGCAGUUAGAACAGGUACUGCCUUUGAAACCAGUCCUAUGGAUAUUGCCAAACAAAUCUCUUCGUCAUUUGCUGAUAAACAAGUCAUUGCUAAGAUCAAUGGUCAAGAUUUAUGGGAUUUGGAAAGACCUUUGGAAUUUGAUGUUGCCUUGGAAUUUUUGGAUUUCGAACAUCCUGAAGGUAAAGCUGUCUUCUGGCAUUCAUCUGCCCAUAUUUUGGGUGAAGCUUCUGAAUGUCAUUAUGGUUGUCAUUUGUCACAUGGUCCUCCAACUGAUGAUGGGUUUUUCUAUGAUAUGUCCAUUGAUAAUGGUGAAGGUGCUGUUACUCAAGCUGAUUUUGGUAAUUUGGAAACCAUUGCUACUAAGGCCAUUAAGGAAAAGCAAAAGUUUGUUAGAUUGGAAAUGACCAAGGAACAAUUAUUGGAAAUGUUUGCUUAUAAUAAAUAUAAGGUACAAUUCAUUCAAGAUAAGAUUCCUGAUGGAACCUCUACUACUGUUUAUAGAUGUGGUCCAUUGAUUGAUUUAUGUGUUGGACCUCAUAUUCCUCAUACUGGUAGAUUGAAGGCAUUUAAGGUAUUGAAGAACUCAUCCUCUUAUUUCCUUGGUGAUGCUGCCAAUGACUCUUUACAAAGAGUCUAUGGUAUUUCUUUCCCCGAUAAGAAGUUAAUGACUGAACAUUUGAAGUUCUUGAAGGAAGCUGCCGAAAGAGAUCACAGAAAAAUUGGUAAGGAACAAGAGUUGUUUUAUUUCAAUGAAUUAUCUCCCGGGUCUGCCUUCUGGUUACCUCAUGGUACUAGAAUUUAUAAUACUUUAGUUGAUUUCUUAAGACAAGAAUAUAUCCAAAGAGGUUAUCAAGAAGUCAUUACUCCCAACAUGUACAACUCUAAAUUAUGGGAAACUUCUGGUCAUUGGGCCAAUUAUAAGGAGAAUAUGUUCACCAUUGAUGUUGAAAAGGAAAGUUUUGGUUUGAAACCAAUGAACUGUCCUGGUCAUUGUUUAAUGUUCAAAUCAAGAGAAAGAUCUUAUAGAGAAUUACCAUGGCGUGUUGCUGACUUUGGUGUUAUCCAUAGAAAUGAAUUCUCCGGUGCAUUAUCUGGUUUAACCAGAGUUCGUCGUUUCCAACAAGAUGAUGCCCAUAUUUUCUGUACUCAAGAGCAAAUUGAAACUGAAAUUGCUGGAGUAUUUGAUUUCUUGAGAAAAGUUUAUGGAAUCUUUGGUUUUGAAUUUAAGAUGGAAUUAUCCACUAGACCUGAAAACUAUGUUGGUGAUUUGAAAACUUGGGAUAAUGCCGAGGCCAAAUUAACUUCUGCAUUAAACAAAUUUUUGGGUGAAGGUAAAUGGGAAUUGAAUCCUGGCGAUGGGGCAUUCUAUGGUCCAAAAAUUGAUAUCAUGAUCAGUGAUGCUUUAAGAAGAUGGUUCCAAUGUGCAACUAUUCAAUUAGAUUUCCAAUUACCUGAUCGUUUUGAAUUACUGUUCAAGGCUGAUACCAAUGAUAAGGAGAAUGCCACUGGUAGACCAGUUAUGAUCCAUAGAGCCAUUUUGGGUUCUGUUGAAAGAAUGACUGCUAUCUUGACUGAACAUUAUAAGGGUAAAUGGCCAUUCUGGUUAUCUCCAAGACAAAUUUUGGUUGUUCCCGUUGGAGUCAAAUAUAAUGAUUAUGCUUCUAAGAUUCAAGAUGAAUUGGUUAAAAAGUACGGUUUCCAUGCAGACGUUGAUGUGUCUGGUAAUACUCUUGCCAAGAAGAUUAGAAGUGGUCAAUUGUUGAAGUAUAACUUUAUCUUCACUGUUGGUGAACAAGAAGAAACCGAACAGUCUGUUAACAUUAGAAACAGAGACAUUCAAGCCGAUCAAGGUAAGAAUGAUACCGUUAAGUUCACUCAAGUCAUCGAGCAAUUGAUCCAAUUGAGAUCCGAUAAGAGACAAGACAACAAAUUAGUUUAG